Messenger RNA from Phaethon lepturus (White-tailed tropicbird), 936 nucleotides. It is a transcript of the gene STEEP1, whose product is annotated as chromosome unknown open reading frame, human CXorf56. The record is from RefSeq and is a predicted model, not a curated record. NCBI's taxonomy places the organism in Eukaryota, Metazoa, Chordata, Aves, Phaethontiformes, Phaethontidae.
CUCCGCAGGCCAGAAGGCAUAGAGCGGCAGUUCAGGAAGAAGUGCGGCAAGUGUGGACUGCUGCUCUUUUAUCAACACCAACAGAAAAAUGCUCCCGUGACAUUCAUUGUUGAUGGUGCUGUGGUCAAAUUUGGCCAGGGUUUUGGGAAAACAAACAUAUACACUCAGAAACAAGAACCUCCCAAAAAGGUGAUGAUGACCAAACGGACCAAAGACAUGGGCAAGUUCAGUUCUGUCACAGUCUCCACAAUUGAUGAAGAGGAGGAGGAGAUCGAAGCGAGGGAGAUUGCGGACUCCUAUGCACAGAAUGCAAAAGUGAUUGAGAAACAGCUGGAACGCAAAGGCAUGAGCAAAAGAAGGCUACAGGAGUUGGCUGAGUUGGAAGCCAAGAAAGCCAAGAUGAAAGGAACCCUGAUUGAUAACCAGUUCAAAUGAAACACUGCACAUCUGCUGGGUAUUUGGAGACAGGAGAAAGCUACCAGGAGCUAUUGCAGAUCUGUCAGCAAAGCAGAAGUAACAGACAAUGCUCAAGGGCAAUGUGCUGCAACCAGCUUGGAGGAUGAGUACCUCUCUGUCAUAAGUGAUAUUCUGACCAAUUUUAAUAACUCCAGUGGCACUGGAAACUUCGCUGAAACUGCAGUGCUCUACAGACCCAGUGUUAUGAGCAAGCUGUUCCAGACAGAAUAUUUACUUUUGGGAAAAUCCUGCCUGGGUGCCUUCCUGAGUUCAGUGCCUUUAGAUACUUGUCUUUUUAUUUUGUUAGUUGUCAAAUGUGUAAGAUUUCCAUAAAUGUAUUAGAACAAUAGGUUAACUGCACAACAAAAAAACUGUUACAAAAUAUCAGUAUUUGGAGUUGUAAAAUGUGAAGGAGAAGGAAAAAUUGUUUUGAAUGCACUGACCACUAAGGACUUGGAUAAAGACAACAUUAAGAAUUGA